AUACACAGAUAAGGCAUAGAAAAUGUGGGAUCUUUAUAUGAAUAAGUCACCAAGACACAAACAGAUCUGAAGAGGUACUGUUAAUUACAUGGCUCUUUUUUAAUGCACUGGCACCGUGACACGGAAUAAAAAUUGGAAUACUGUAUAUUCUUUUCGUAUCUUCAGCAACGUGGUAAUGGAGGGCGUAGCAGACGUACAGAACGUCGACAAUGUUACUGUAUUUAGUAACACUACAGGGAUGAUAAGUCCACCUGGUCCGUCAACUCUUAAAACCGUUUUCGACAUCGUCAUUAAAAUCACACUUAUUAUCAUAAUGUUUGGGAUGGGAAGUGCCACAGAAUUAGAACCACUUUUGAAGCAUAUCAAACGACCAGUCGGAAUACUUAUUGGGAUGUUGUCACAGUUUGCUGUCUUGCCAUUGGUUACUUUCGGAUUGGCACAUGCGCUGAUGCUGCCAAAUGUCCCCGCACUAGGAAUGCUGGUGAUGGGUUGUUGUCCGAGCGGCUCCACAUCAAACGUGUUCACGUAUUGGGUAGAUGGUGAUGUCCCCCUCAGUAUAUCAAUGACCACUGUCUCCACUACCCUCGCCUUUGGUCUGAUGCCUCUUAAUCUGCUGAUCUACAGUGGGAGCUGGACUAGUGACGACCUCGUUAUACCGUACAUCAACAUACUCAUCUCAUUUGCCAUGACCAUCACGCCAGUCAUUCUAGGCAUUUUACUGCGCUGGAAGUUUCCAAAAAUCGCCCUUGUUGUUGUAAAGGUGGGCAGUAUAGCUGGUGCUUUUUCUGUAGUCCUUACCCUAACACUGUUGAGUUUACUCUACCCCUUCAUGUAUAGCGCCUCCUGGAAAAUAUACCUCGGAGCAAUUCUUUUGCCCUUUGUUGGCUUUCUGUUUGGUUACAUAGUGGCCUCAAUAUUUCGGAUGGAGCACUUCCAGCGGAGAACGGUAGCACUGGAAACGGGAAUUCAGAACUUCCCCUUGUGUAUGACUUUGUUGUCGCUCUCGUUUUCUCGGGACAGGUUCGCCGAAAUCUCGCUGUUUCCGUUACUUUACGGGGUGACUUGUAUCCUGGCCAGUGUGGUGUUCGCCGGGAUAUUCCGAAUCGUGAAGGUUUUUGCCACGAAAUCUAGUGAACGAAAGGAAAAUGGUUGUACAGAAAAUCUACAAGAAACGAUUGAAACAACAAAAAGGUUUCUAGAUGACUAAGAUUUUGAUGAAUAAUUUUGAAAAAAUAAUGUAGGUGUGUAUGAGAUUUAAAAAAAAAUCCUUUAUUUAUUCAUCUGUCAAUUUCGUUUUUUUUUCUUAUUUCGAUUUAUCUUUUUAUGCAGUAUUCAAUUACAUAAAUCUCAAUGA
Molecule: messenger RNA, 1354 nt
Organism: Saccostrea cuccullata (small rock oyster)
Lineage: Eukaryota; Metazoa; Mollusca; Bivalvia; Ostreida; Ostreidae
Product: ileal sodium/bile acid cotransporter-like
Exons: 3
Coding region: 176-1207 (343 amino acids)
Biological process (GO): bile acid and bile salt transport
Cellular component (GO): membrane
Molecular function (GO): bile acid:sodium symporter activity
Source: RefSeq, a predicted model, not a curated record